Molecule: messenger RNA, 876 nt
Organism: Schistocerca serialis cubense
Lineage: Eukaryota; Metazoa; Arthropoda; Insecta; Orthoptera; Acrididae
Product: invertebrate-type lysozyme 6-like
Exons: 4
Coding region: 126-629 (167 amino acids)
Molecular function (GO): lysozyme activity
Source: RefSeq, a predicted model, not a curated record
UCGCCGUGAGAUGUCGCCGCGGUCAGCAGCGGCUGCGUGGAUGACCUGCCAACUUUUCCGGAUGUCCACACGCACCGUAGCGGCGAAGUGGUCUAGAUCGUAGUGCUUUCUACACCCGCUGCAACAUGACGAAGUACUUUGCGGCGACUUUCGACGUGGGUCAGCUGGUGAUUAUGUUGGUGUUGUUGCCCCUGCUUGCCGCUGCAGCCACGAUUCCUGCUAGCAGUACCAACGUGACUCGCCCGACGUUCGACUCGUGCUACGGGUGCAUCUGUGAGGCCUCUUCGCGGUGCAAUCCGAAGCUGGGCUGCAACAAGGGCGUGUGCGGCCUCUUCCAGAUCACCAAGCCGUACUGGCUCGACGCUGGCUCACCCAUUGUUCCGGGGACCUCGCCGGAUGCCGAAGAUGCUUUCGAGCGCUGCACCACACACACUUUCUGCGCCCUAGAGACCGUGCAGCUCUACAUGGCGCGGUACGGCAAGGACUGCAACAAUAACGGCAACGUGGAAUGCCACGACUUCGCUUUGAUCCACUACCUGGGUCCCUCCUGCGACGGCAAGCCCGGCCAGGAGUACAUCGACGAAUACGAGAACUGCCGCUUCAACUUCGAAGUGCUCAACCAGCCUUAGAAGGGCUGUUCACGUGGCCUGUGGUAUCUGCCAUAUGGAGGCUCAUUUCUUUGGUCGGCACGGUUCUACGUCCAGCAAUUAGAACGACAAAUUCUCCUGGACGAGAGCUACUCAGAUACACUUGCGUAGAUCAUGGCUGUUAAGAAAUAUCUACUCAUAAAUAAGUCUGUAAAAUUGUAUCUAAACUCAGUUAAAAAGCUGAGGCACUGUUUCUGACAUGUAUGUCAAGUUCAGAUAAAAGUUUUUU